CACCACCUCUGGUAACACCAUCAACAUCAUCUCCACCAUCCGAUCAAGAGAACAUGGGACCGGUUAGUCCACCAAUGAGCCUGUCAAUAUGCGGCACUUCAGAUGAGACACACACUGACACCUCUGACUAUAGCCCAAGAGCAGCAGACAACAGAAGGAAGAGGAAGGCAAAGACUGAUGUGAGCAGCAUGAUGGGUGCCUUUAUGGACAUACAAAAGAAACAGUACGAUGAAUUCAAUCAAGCAGAGCAGCUGCGUCAACAGCAAGAGAAAGACAGUCUUGAUGCCUGGAUAAAGUCACGAAUGGAGAUAGAGGAGCGCCGGCUACAGGCACAGAGGGAGGAAUGCCAAGAGACAAAUAGAAUGUUCAUGCAAAAGAUGAGCAGACUGUUCGAUGUCAUGGUUCCUUCGUCCCAGCAGCACACGCCCUCACACCUACAACCUCCUCCUCCGCACUAUUACCAGGGGCCUCCCCUGCACUACACUGCCCAUGAAGAGACACCACUAACCUUCAGAGAACUGCACGGAGCUGCAGAGCCCCUGCCCAAUGCUGCUCAAUGCUGCUUGAGUAAGCAUUUGAUCAAUAAAUUCAGGAAAAUAAGUGUCAAUGCCUAUCAAGAUAAUGGUUUAAUUUGUUUACAAGCAGUUUACAUGAUGUUUUGA
Anguilla anguilla (European eel) is the source of this 662-nucleotide messenger RNA. RefSeq lists its product as uncharacterized. The coding region runs from base 54 to 662 and encodes 202 amino acids. The record is from RefSeq and is a predicted model, not a curated record. Lineage: Eukaryota; Metazoa; Chordata; Actinopteri; Anguilliformes; Anguillidae. The transcript is spliced from 2 exons.